Molecule: messenger RNA, 540 nt
Organism: Pieris macdunnoughi
Lineage: Eukaryota; Metazoa; Arthropoda; Insecta; Lepidoptera; Pieridae
Source: the annotation of a GenBank genome assembly
AUGAUUCUACACCAAACUAUAACAGUUCUUUUUUCAUUUCUUACUCUAACUAUAGCUGAAAGUGAGCCAUACCUGAAGGAACCAUAUCGCCCACUAAGUCCACUUGUUAAGUGUAAUUUUUUGCCUAUAGAAUUUCUAGAUUGUGAUGAGCCAGUAGAUCAUAAAGGUAACGAAACUGCAAAGAAGGCAGUAAAGCAUGGCUGUGUGAAAUUCGGAGGUGUUAGAUAUGAAGAUGUGGAGAAAACAAAGGUGCAAUGUAAAGCACUAGAUGGAAUUGAGUGCUAUGGAAGCAGGAGUUUUCUUAGGGAUGGAUUUCCUUGUGUACGAUAUUCAGGACAUUACUUUACAACAACCUUAAUUUACAGUAUAUUAUUAGGAUUUCUUGGAAUGGACAGAUUUUGUUUGGGUCAAACAGGUACAGCUGUGGGCAAACUUUUAACAUUGGGUGGACUUGGAAUUUGGUGGAUUGUAGAUGUUGUAUUAUUAAUAACUAAUAAUCUGCAUCCAGAAGACGGUAGUAACUGGAACCCAUAUGUUUAA